CAUCUUGAAACGGGAAUUAUAUUAAUAGUGAUUCGUAACUCUUCUAUUUAUUUUAAUAAAAAAAUUGUUUCAAGAACCUAUAAAUUCUAAGUUUUUUCGUAAAUCCAAAUCCAUCCAAGCAUCUAAAAGUCUAGAUCGAGCAAAACCAAAAAAGAGAAAAUAAGUCUAAAAAGGACUAAUAAAGAAAAUGGGAAGCAAAACCAUUGUCUCAAUGAUCUUGGUUGUAUGCCUUUGUGCUGCUUUUUUUGUCGCUCAAGGAGUAGCUCAAGUGCAACUGCCUUCAUUGAGUCCCGGGCUUUUCCCUCCCGGUUCACCUAUUGAUCUGGUAAAAUGUUGGUCGUCUCUUUUUAACGUUCAAGGAUGUGUGCUCGAGAUCUCCAAAUCAAUUUUCUCUGGCAAGUUUGAAAACGUUGAAGGUGCAUGUUGCAAAGCGUUUUCGACUUUAGACGCAAAUUGUUGGCCUCACAUGUUUCCGUUGAAUCCUUUCUUCCCACCUCUCCUCAAGGACAAUUGUGCACGCAUCAACUCCAACUCACCCACACACAAUUGAAAGCAAGAAUGGUUCUUAGUCUCUACACGUAUAGUUUAGCCGUUGCCGUUGGCCUCGAAGUCUAAUAAGUUUAAAUAUUAUUUUAUUUUGCUGGCGAAGUGUGACGUCAU
Molecule: messenger RNA, 660 nt
Organism: Camelina sativa (false flax)
Lineage: Eukaryota; Viridiplantae; Streptophyta; Magnoliopsida; Brassicales; Brassicaceae
Biological process (GO): regulation of protein localization to cell surface; double fertilization forming a zygote and endosperm; regulation of double fertilization forming a zygote and endosperm
Cellular component (GO): extracellular region; vesicle
Source: RefSeq, a predicted model, not a curated record